AUGGGAAUCCAAGAAGGCAAUCAAAAGGGUUCUUACCUUGGCCUCCCUUCUCUCAUUGGAAGGAGAAAAUCUGAGAUCCUAGGCUUCAUCAAAGGAAAGAUUAUGGGAAGAAUAAAGAGCUGGAACAACAAAUUUCUUUCACGGGCGGGCAGAGAGGUUCUUAUCAAGAAUGUUCUUCAAGCUAUUCCAACAUACGCCAUGAGUAUCUUCCAUCUACCAAAGACACUUUGCAGAAGCAUUGAAAUUGCCCUUAAUGAUUUUUGGUGGCGUGGACAAGAGGUCAACAGAAAAGGCAUCAAAUGGAGAACUUGGAGCGACCUAUGUAAACCAAAGUCGGCAGGUGGUAUGGGUUUUUGCAGCAUUAGCAAAUUUAAUGUGUCUCUUCUUGGAAAGCAAGCAUGGAGAAUCCUUAACCACCCAAAUUCUCUGGUCUCAAAGGUCUUUAAGGCCAAGUAUUUCAAACACAAUUCCUUCCUAGAAGCAAAACUGGGCAGCAACCCUUCAUAUGUGUGGCGUAGCAUUCUGGAGGCCUAA
This is a messenger RNA of Ipomoea triloba (trilobed morning glory), 534 nucleotides long. RefSeq lists its product as uncharacterized. The transcript has a single exon. NCBI's taxonomy places the organism in Eukaryota, Viridiplantae, Streptophyta, Magnoliopsida, Solanales, Convolvulaceae. Bases 1 to 534 code for a protein of 177 amino acids. The record is from RefSeq and is a predicted model, not a curated record.